CACGGACACGAGGGUAUGGAGACGGGGACCCACGGUGAAGAUGCGGAGGAGACACAGGACUGGGGACACGGGGGUGCGGUGACAUGGGGGCAUGCAGCCACGGGGACAUAGUGACACGGGGACACGGAGCCACGCAGACCUGGGGACACAGGCACGUGGUGACACGGUGACACCCAGCAAGCCAAGCUUGCUGUGUCCCUGCCGCAGGGUGCCCCCCACGCUGCCAUUCCAGAACGUGUCCUAGCGCCAGGGUGACAACGCGCUGGUGGCAGCACCCGGGUGACAGAGUGACACAGGGAGGUGGCCAUGCUGCGGCUGCUGGUGGCCAGUGCCCACGUCCCCGGGGCCACCGGCUCGGGGCUCGGCCUGCACGUGUCUGCCCGCUUCCGAGGUGUCCCCAGGGGAACGCGGGUGGUGCCGGAGGAGCGCAGCUCCACCUGGAAUGAGACGCUGGCAUGGCCACUGGGCGUGCGUCCCCUGUCCUCCACGGACACCAUAACCCUGCACCUCCGGCACUGGGGACAGCCAGCCCCCCGCGGGGACCUGGGUGCCACCACGGUGUCACUGGAACCGUUGGUGGCCGAUCCUGAGCUGCUGAUGUCCCUUAGCGAUGUCCCCUUGCUGGACACCCGGGAACAGCCCACGGGGUGCACCAUCACCCUCCGCUGCUCUUAUGUCCCCCGUGGCACAGCUGGGGACACCCCCGUCCCCCUCCAAGUCCAGGUGCCACCCCGGGCGGUGUCACCAGGGCCACUCCACCACCCCGGCAAGCCCCCGGAAGGGAAGAAAGAGGAUUUCCAGGUCCGGGUGAAGGUCAUCGAGGGCCGCCAGCUGCAGGGCAACGACAUCAAGCCGGUGGUGACAGUCCUGAUCGGGCAGCACCGCUUCAGGACGCGGAUCCGCGUGGGGAACAACCCCUACUACAACGAGGUGUUUUCCCAAGAGUUCCAGGGGACGCCGGCACAGCUGGUGGCAGAGCCCAUCCGCAUCCGGGUGUUGGACUCGCGGGCUCCCCGCGCCAAGGCCACGAUCGGCGUCUUCCAGCUGGACGUCGGCACCGUUUACCGUGCGCCGGGACACGGCCUGAGCGGGAAGUGGCUGAGCCUGCAGCACCCCGAGCGCCCCGACACCGGGUCCCGGGGCUACCUCCGGGUCAGCCUCCUGGUCCUGCGGGCUGGGGAACCGGCGCCAGAGCAGGAGGAGCUGGCAGGGGACGGGGACAUCGAGGCCAACCUGCUGCGACCUCCCCCCUGUGCCACCACCCUCCAGCUCCGUGUCUACCGUGCCGAGGACCUGCCACAGGCAGAGCCACCUCAGCAGGGUGUCCCCAAGGCAGGUGACAAGAGGGCUUUCCUGGCAGCCUCGGUGCGGGUCACCUUUGCCGGCAGGACGCUCUGCACCCAGGUGGUGGCCCCCAACCCCAACCCUGUGUGGAACGAGGUCUUCUUCUUCCCUCUCAGGCUGCCCCCCAUCUCUGAUGAGAUCCAGCUGGACAUCCUCGGCGGGUCCCGGAGCACCAAGGUCCUGGCCAGCACCACCCUGCACCUCUCCCACAUCUCCUCUGCGGGUGCUGAGCUGGAGGAGGGGACCCCCGGGUUCUUGCCCUGCUUUGGACCCACCUUCCUCCCCUUCUACGGCCCCCGGCCCGAUGCCACCAAGACCCUCAGCACCGCUUAUCGGGGCCGGGUGCUGCUGGAGCUCAGCACCCUGAUGGAGCCAUCAGAUGGGUGCCACCAGGGCACCAUCGCCCGUGAGGACAUCGCCCAGGAGCAGUGUCACCUGCCCCGCCACCAGUUUGGCCUCUGCGGGGUCUUUUAUUCAGCCACCAUGGUGCCACCAGGCCACCAGCUCCUGCGCUUCGAGCUCAGCCUCGGCCAUUCUGGGGACACCAGCGAUGUCACCUGCAAGCCAGCUCCUUCUGUCACCCCCUACGCUUGUCCCCUCUUCGAUGGUCACCGCUACCACUACCUGCCCUGGCAUGGUGACAAGCCCGUGGUGGCUGUCACCUCCUCUUGGGAGGACGUCGGUCACCGUUGGGAUGUCCUCAACCUCCUGGGUGGCCUGUGCCGGCGGCUGGAGAGGAACGUGAAGGAGAUGAGGGACACCUGUGGGGACACCCGAGGGGACAUCGGGAGGAGGCUGCUGAGAGAGCUGGCAGGGGACUGCAGGCAGGUGCUGGCCCAGCUGAAGGGGCAGCCCACUCCCACGCCACUCGACACCCACCUGAGGGCCACCCGCCUGCACCUCCUGCAGAGGGUGAUGGCAGUGGCCAAGAGGCCACCCAAGGUGGGCUGGGACACUUUGCUGGAGGUGGCCGAGGGCUGGCUGGGACGUGUGACAGCGCUGGCUGUGGAGCCCCAGGUCGGUGUCCCCGAUGCGGUGCUGUGGCUGCUGCAGGGGACACAGAGGGUGGCCUGUGCCCGUGUCCCCGCCCCUGACAUCGUCUUCUCCCGGAGCGGCCCCGGUGCCUCGGGCAGGCUCUGCGGCCGCAUCCACACCCUCUUCCUCGAGGGCCCCGGGGACGUGGGUGCUCAGGUCCGGCUGCGCCUGUGGCUGGGACGCGUGUCCGAGAGCGGGGACCUGGUGCGACACCUGGAGGGGACCCUGCGCGUCUACAGCGAAACCUAUGAAAACCAGACCAAGGUGCUGGGGAAAUGGGGAGCGCGGGGGCUGCUGGGGCGCCCCAGCUUCUCCGAUGGCGCCGGGCAAGCGAGACCCCCCCGGCACCUCAUCCAACCCCCCAGGGGAUGGCGCUGGGAGGGACCCUGGAGCGUGGAGCCCCAGCGGCGGCUGCUGCCGGACACGGAGACCAACGUGGGGCAGGUGCUGGAGGAGGUCUACGAGAACCAGAGCCGGCGGCUGAGGGGACAGUGGGGACCUGCCACCCCUGCCAGCACUGAUGCGAGCGGCUUGGAGGUGCCACCCAAAGAGGAGGUGGCGUGUCCCCAAGGUUGGCACGUCACCGAUGGCUGGAGAGUGGACAUGACGGGUGACGUGGACGAGGCGGGGUGGGAGUAUGGGGUGAGCGAGACCCCCGGCAGCCCCCCGCCCACAUGGCACCCAACUGAGAGGAGCACCCACACCCACCGGCGCCGGAGGUGGCUGCGCACCCGGCAGAGGGACCCCAGCACCCAGGGACAGGAGCAGGAUGUGAGCACCUUGCUCCAGCAGCACAGCCCCGAGGCCUGGGAGUACGGGACCCUCUGGGGCUGUCACUUCCACCCCCAGCCCCGGGUUGGGGACAUGUGGCGGCGGCGACGGUGGCAGCGGCAGAUGGUGCCCAAGGAGCCCCCCGAGGUGGCACCCAUCUUCCUGCUGGAGGAACCCCCGUGUCCCCAAACCCCUCCCGAGGAGCCCCCCCCCGGGAGCAAAGGAGCAGCGAGUCCGGUACCGGUUCCGCCCCACCUCGCAGCCGCCCGCACCCCUCAUCCUCUGCACCUUCCAGAAGCCCAUCUUCUUCCAGCUCCGCUGCUACAUCUUCCAGGGGCUGCAGCUGCACCCCCGCCCCUCCAAAACCACCGCAGCCAGAGCAGCAGGGUGCUGCCCCCCACCCUCGACCCCCUCUGGGACCAGACGCUGCUUUUCCAGCGGGUGCCGCUCUACGGGGACCCCCGGGAGGUCCGAGAUGACCCCCCCCCCGUAGUGGUGGAGAUCUUCGACCAGGAUAAAGGGGGUGCCGGGGGGGCCCUGGGGAGGAGCGUCUGCACCCCGGAUGUUUCGCUGAACGUGGGGCACCGGCAGCCCCCCCGGCUCCGGCGGUACCCGCUGGGGGGGCCGGGUGGGGAGGCCGGGGAGCUGCUGGCUGCCUUCGAGCUGCUGCACGACGCUGAGCACCUGCCGGAGGAGGAGGAACUCGUCCCCCCCCUCCGGCUGCGGGUGCUGGACACGAGGGGCUUCGGGUACCGCCCCCCGGUGGGUCAGACCUGUCUGCGGGGGCUGGCCCGGUUCGGCACCCACCCCCACGUCCAGGGACGGACCCGCAGCCCUGGAACCCCAAAAACUGAUUCCGCCACCCGCUGGGGCAGGAUAGCUCGGCUGCUGCCCCUGCUCACCAUCCAGGUGGGUACGGGAAAGGGGUCACCAGGGCCACCUCCCCCGCUGCACCCCGCUCCCCGCCAGCACACAGAGGAGGAGGAGGAGGAGGAAGGUGACUGGUGGAGUAAAUUCUAUGCAGCCGUGGGGGACAAAACAAAGAGCCGGCGGGGGACAAAGAGGGACAGGCUGAAGGUCUACAGCUGUGAGCUGGAGGCUGUGCCCGAGUUUGAGGGGCUGCAGGAUUUCUGCCAGACCUUCCCCCUCUACCAGCUGGGGGGUCACCCCACCCCAGAGGAGGACCCCGUGGGUGAGUUCAAGGGGCUUUUCUGUCUCUACCCCCUGCCCGAGGACCCCGAGGUGCCCCCACCCCCCCGGUUCUUCCAGGAUCUGCCCCCCAGCCAACCCCAGAAGUGUUUGGUGAGGGUCUACAUCGUCCGGGCCUUCAACUUGUCCCCUCGCGACAGGAACGGGCUGUGUGACCCCUACGUCCGCGUCUCGCUGGGGAAGACAACGCUGGGCCAGAGGGACCACUAUGUCCCCAACACCCUGGAGCCCACCUUUGGCAGGCUGUUUGAGGUGACGGGCACCAUCCCUCUGGAGAAGGACCUGAGGGUGUCCCUGAUGGACCACGACCUCCUGCCCCCCGACCAGGAGAUUGGCACCACCACCAUCGACCUGGAGAACCGACUGCUCUCCCGCUUCCGGGCCCACUGUGGGCUGCCCACCCGGUACCGCUGCAGUGGCCCCGGGGGGUGGCGGGACCAGGUCCCCCCCAGCCGGGCCCUGGAGCUCUUCACCCGCUCCCGGGGGCUCCCAGCACCCGAGUUCAGCGCCGAGGGCACCGCUGUCACCUGCGGGGACCAAACCUUCCUCCUCAGCCACUUCGAACGCAGCCCCCUCGGCCACCGGCCCCCCAGGGACUCCCGUGAGCGCCUGGCCCUGCACGUGCUCCACGCUUGUCACCUUGUCCCCGAGCACCUGGAGACACGCACCCUGUACAACAGCACCCAGCCCGGGCUGGAGCAGGGCAAGGUGCAGAUGUGGGUGGACAUCUUCCCCGUCAGCCUGGGGCCCCCCGGCCCCCCCGUGGACAUCACCCCCCGCAAACCCCAGAGGUACGAGCUGCGCUGCGUGGUCUGGAACACGCGGGACGUGGACUUGGCCGACGUCAACGUCACGGGGCAGCGGAUGAGUGACAUUUAUGUCACCGGGUGGAUGGAUGGGCUGGAGGAGCAGCGGCAGAAGACGGACGUUCAUUACCGCUCCUUGGACGGCUCUGGGGCUUUCAACUGGAGGUUCCUCUUCUCCUUCGAGUACCUGGUGGCCGAGCAGCGCUGUGUCCUGCCCUGCAAGGACCAUUUCUGGAGCCUGCACGAGACGGUGAGGAAGGUGCCCCCCAAGCUCAUCCUCCAAGUGUGGGACAAUGAUAAGUUCUCAGCUGAUGACUUCCUGGGGGUCCUGGAGCUGGAACUCACCCACCUCCCACGUCCAUCCCAGCACCCCCAGAGCUGCACCUCGACCGCCUUGGGGACCCCCCCGAAGUGGCCCUGGCAGGGGGUGCGGGUCCCUUCCCCCCUGUCCCUUUUCCACCAGAGGCGGGUGAGGGGGUGGUGGCCCUGCACGCUGGAGGAGGACGGCAAGAGGAGGCUCUCGGGCAAGCUGGAGCUGAGCCUGGAGUUGCUGACGGCCAAGGAAGCCGAGGAGCGGCCGGCGGGGAAGGGAAGGGAGGACCCCAACAUGUACCCCAUGCUGCCAGCACCCCUGAGACCCGAGUCCUCCUUCCUCUGGCUCCAGGCCCCGCUCCGCACCCUGCACUACGGCCUCUGGCACCGGUACCGCCGGCGGUUCUGCCUGGGCCUGGCUGCCCUCCUGCUCCUGGCCCUGCUCCUCGCCUUCGUCUACGCCGCCCCGGGUUAUUUGGCCAUGAAGUUGGUUGAUCCCCUCCAGGGCUUCAGCCACCAGCUCAGCAGCCAGCCCUGAGGUGGGACCCCCCCUCCAGGGAUGUCACCGUGGUGUCACCUCCUGAAUAAAGUCA
Calypte anna (Anna's hummingbird) is the source of this 6070-nucleotide messenger RNA. RefSeq names its product fer-1 like family member 5 (gene FER1L5). Gene Ontology annotation, molecular function: calcium-dependent phospholipid binding; calcium ion binding. Bases 307 to 6015 code for a protein of 1902 amino acids. The transcript is spliced from 49 exons. Gene Ontology annotation, biological process: monocyte activation involved in immune response; plasma membrane repair; vesicle fusion. The record is from RefSeq and is a predicted model, not a curated record. Gene Ontology annotation, cellular component: T-tubule; membrane; cytoplasmic vesicle. NCBI's taxonomy places the organism in Eukaryota, Metazoa, Chordata, Aves, Apodiformes, Trochilidae.